AUGUUCCAUUUCACGCCGAUCAAUGCUCCGCAAAGGCCACCUCCCACGCCACCUCGCCCGACUGCCUCACAGGCCGACGCCGAUGACUGGCGCUUCGAGGAUAUUGAGGAUGAAACAAACAGCAGCGCUUAUGGAACGGCGGAAGAGGUGUUCGAGCAAGCAGGACCAUCUGUAGCGUCCAAGUGGCUCUCGUCCAAGAGUUCAGUUGCUCUCUCCCAGCCAUGUGCACUAAGAAUAUCACCGUCUCGUUCUCGCGACUUUGGACCACCGCUCCGCACUACCAGCACUUCAGACGCCUCCAGUGGACGUGGCCACACUUCACGCUCCAAGGCGUCGCCUCCAAACUCCACACUUGGCCCCCGCGGUGAGGAGACCGCCGACGAGAGGGAGGCUUGGGACCUCAUCGAAUCAGUUUUCAAUGACGUGCACUCAUCACCCUCCAGCCUAGCCAGGUCCCCGCUACUGGGAUACCUGGAUCCGGCCACUUCCAGCCCGCCUGCAGCUUCUGAACCUUCUGCAGCCGAGCAGACAGUCACAUCACCGCAGCGUUCUUCUCUGGCGCCACCAGCACCAACCACACCACUUGAUCUGGAGCACUCGACCCCUGCACCACAGCUCCCUGCUACGGCUGGACCAAAUGCCGUCACCCAGCCUUCGGCACGGCGACGUCCUGCACGAGAAAUGCUACGCGCAGAACAGCACGACCAGCAGCACGUCCGAAGGUCAAAGCGAACAGUCGACCCAACUUCUAUACAGCUACGGGAGCAACCAGAAAUUCUUCUGCUUGAACGCAACCACGAUUGGCCGGUGUCCAGGAUUCUGCAACAUAGAGAAGAUCAUGGCGAUUUUUAUCUUUUGGAGUGGGAGCCAACAGCCAUCGCUUCACGUUUUAUCAGCCGACGUGACGAUGGGAGACUGUUUGUUUCCAUUUCCAGCGAGGCCGAACGUGAAGAUGCUUAUAUCAGUGCAUGGAACCACACGCCAGACCUCGAUGACGACGACAGGGUGUACCUUGUCAGAUGGACGCCGACUUGGGAGCAGCGUGGCCAGCUGAAGCUGGCGGAGGAGAAGCUUCGUGAGUUCGAGGAAUGCCAUUUCGUACGCGGCACCCGUGGGCGACCUGCCGAAGUCGAGAAGCUCGACAGCCUGCAAUUCGUCCCUGAGGACGGGAAAGAUCAUCGUCUCGCGCUCCGGAACAAAGUCUCCAGCGUCGGUGGCGCGCUGUCCAAAAUCCUGGCCAGGUACCACGACGAGCACGACAGGAGACCGCUGCUCUUUCGCCCGGGCCGGCUUCGCAAAGUUAAUGCCGCACGCCAAUGUACCUUGCGAGCUCUGCUGGCUCACGUAAGAGGCAUCCGACAGACAUGGAAAUGCCACUGCUGCGAGAACGGGCAGGGCAAUUUACCGGAGUGUGUCGUGGUACAAGGUGAGUUCGGUGACGGCUGCACCAACUGUGCCAUCAGUGCGGCGGACUGGACGCGGUGCGAGUACCACCAACGAUUUGCUGGAGAUCGGUGGAUUGCAGAUGAAGCGGACACGGACGGUCUGCCCUGUCCCCGCAAUCUACUCACUCCUCCCUCUUCUGCAAUCAAUCGUGCUGGAGCUGGUCACAUUGCCGACGAUUCUCCAGGCAGCCUCAUAAGAUUUCCUUAUCACGAGCCCGCUUCGCCGUCCUCGGACCCGGAGUACACGGCUGCAAGCCCUUCAUACUCAAGCGCCAUCGCGUCCUCACCUCUCGACAUGCGAAGCAAGCGGAAGCACGCUCUAGACGGUGACCAGCCAGCCGGCGCAGGCAACUUUCCGCACUCAGGGCCAAAUGAUCAUGUAACAGACUUCCAAGUGCACAACGAAUCCUUGGAAGAUCGAACGAAGCGACGGCAUAUACCCGGAACGAACAUGCUUUCCGCCACCAACAAUCCGGCACACCCGCGCGCCAGCACAUUGCCGUCGAACCUGUCCUCCGAGGAACUAGCUCAGGCAGACAACCCACGACGUGAUUUCGCGCUCGAGUCCAUCUCACACUCUGGCCCCUCCCUUCAGCCUCAUAAGCAUUCGCCAGUAUCCGACACGUCAUCUCCUACCCUACCUGCGGUGUCUAAGAAGCGAGCAUGCACGUCCGAUGUCGAUACCGCACUCCUAUCCAGCACCUCGUCAUCGGCGCCGGCACACCUCCAGCACACUCCUCAGAAACGCCGCUGCACUUCGACCUCACAACAGGCUUACCGGCUUGCCGCCCGCCGUGACCGAGCCGCACAGAGAGCUGCCCGCCGCGACGCCGCUCGACCCGUGCUCGUUGCACUACAGGCUCUCGCGCUGGAAAACUGCCGCCAUCCAGGAUGCAAGGAACGAUGCGAAGACGAAAAGGAGGGCCACGCAUGCCGCGACCGCGUGGACAAACCCAACGAUCGCUGUCAUCGCGUCGUGCGCUCCGAUCAGCUGUUCGGCCGAGGCGAAGCAUCCGUCAAGCAAGUCUGCGGCGUGCUCCGAGAGCUGCCGUGCAGCUUGACGAAGGCGCUGCAUGAUGCGUGGGAGCACGCACAACUGCACCAUGAUCUGGCUCAUGACGAGACGAAGGAGAAUUGGAUCGCGCGGGAGAGGUGGGAGGUUCUGAACAUGGCCGUUGCUCGUUUUUGCCCGGCAGCUGCUCGGCCGCGCUCGGAUCAGGAGCGUGACGUUGUUGUGAUUGAGGACUGA
Molecule: messenger RNA, 2694 nt
Organism: Saxophila tyrrhenica
Lineage: Eukaryota; Fungi; Ascomycota; Dothideomycetes; Mycosphaerellales; Extremaceae
Exons: 2
Coding region: 1-2694 (897 amino acids)
Source: RefSeq, a predicted model, not a curated record